UCCUCAACACCCUCUCAGCAUUCUUCGUGGGGUUGCAGCUUCGAAGCUUCUACGUUGGUCGGUGGUGCUUCUCACUAGCGUCAAAUCCCCGACCCCAGAUUUCGCGACCGCGAUCCGCGCCUCGAAGACACCUUUCCAUCCAGGCAUCCUGAAGGCUGUGUCGCCGCCAUGCCGUCGUUCCCCCAGCUUAAUCCCCUGCGACUCCGCUCAUACAUACUCAGACUGCCGCUAUGUACGCGGGUUCUCCUUUUUGUCAUGGUGGCGCUUUGGGGGGCGACGAUUCCUUUUACCUGGUUGAGGCAGUGGGCGGCAUUGGUGCCGGAUCAAGUGAAUUUGGCGUCUAUGUAUCGUCUGAACACUUUUCCCUUAAUGCACCUGGGUUUCCUGCACAUGAUAUUCAACAUAUUAGCUCUCACGCCUCUUCUCGAGAGAUUUGAAUCGGAAUUUGGGACACUGGUCACGUUGGCGUUGUUUACUGGGCCGUUCGGGACAUUGCCAGGGGGUAUAUACAUACUGUUGGAAAAGGGUAUACUUAGAAGUAACACCACCGUCAUGGGCGCGAGUAUCUGGGUCUUUCUUCUCCUUGCCUCGGAGGCGCUGAAAACGCAUAAAGCGAAUCCAAACUUUAGCAUCGGCCCCUACAGAAUCCCAACUUGGACGACCCCCCUCAUCCUUGUCUUCAUCAUAAGCUUCAUCGUCCCUAAUGUUAGCUUUAUUGGGCAUUUAUGCGGCGCGGGAAUCGGAUAUCUAUGGGCUCUCGGCUACAUCAAAUUCCUUGUACCCCCAGAAAAGAUCCUCCGCUGGGUCGAAACCAAACUCAACCUCCUCGGUCGCCUCCCACACUACGUAUCCGUCGACCAAAAGACCUACGGCCGAUACGGUGUCUUACCGACUACCGCAGUGGGCUUAGGUUCGAUACCUCGGAGUCCGGAGACGGGACAGCGGCUUGGACCAUAGCAUAGUUAGCUAGUAUCUCAGCUCAUAUGUACAGUAGGAGUUUAUAGGCGUUUGUCCUAAUUGAAGGGUUGGAUUGGAGUGGAAUCUCGCAUUGUGUGGCAUAACUUGGACAUAUUCAUCGUGCGGGUUUAGGCGUUUUCCGAAGAUCUUGGGGAAAAGUUCAGUCGGGGGGGACUUGUUGGGUGUUGGAAUGUAUUCUUAUGGGUAGUGCAGCGUGUAGUCGUUGGCGUGUAUUGUAUGUAGAAGUGCCUUGCAGAAAUUCCC
This is a messenger RNA of Lindgomyces ingoldianus, 1221 nucleotides long. RefSeq lists its product as uncharacterized. Gene Ontology annotation, molecular function: serine-type endopeptidase activity. Gene Ontology annotation, cellular component: membrane. The transcript is spliced from 6 exons. The coding region runs from base 169 to 957 and encodes 262 amino acids. The record is from RefSeq and is a predicted model, not a curated record. NCBI's taxonomy places the organism in Eukaryota, Fungi, Ascomycota, Dothideomycetes, Pleosporales, Lindgomycetaceae.